This is a messenger RNA of Styela clava, 6178 nucleotides long. The record is from RefSeq and is a predicted model, not a curated record. NCBI's taxonomy places the organism in Eukaryota, Metazoa, Chordata, Ascidiacea, Stolidobranchia, Styelidae.
AUGAGUGAUUUUGACUAUUGGCAUGAUUGUUCUUUGAGCACUGAUGUUGACAAUAAUGUUGACAUGAAAUCUGUAGCAGCAAGACCUCAACAAUUUGAAAAUAAGCUUCAUAAAUCCGACCAAGAUUACUUUGAUAAAUUUGUUGAUUGGGGGAAAAACGUCCUCGGUGGACAGCUUAAUGCAUUGCUUGCAGCUGGUCAAAGUUUAAAAGUUGUUCAAUCCGAGUCCCCAGCAGGCAUGUUCAUAUCAGGUGCAAAACUCACCUGGGGUCUUCCCAAAGCCAGAAAGGAUCUCAAGAAGAUUCAAGUGAAAAUUGGUAACAGUUCGGGUGAAGUUUGUCAUUCUUCAUACCUGCAUAAAUCUUCCAAAGAAUGGAAAAUUGAUGACGAGAAGCUCGAAUGUGGUAAAAGAUACCAUGCCACUAUCUAUUGUACUUAUGUUGAUGAAAUGAGGGAGUUUCUCUGCCUUGCUGGAGAAAUUGAAUUCUAUACACGACCAGCAAAGCCGAAGGAUUUCAGAAUUACAUGCAAUUAUUAUUUUUUCACUUUGAAAUGGUCAACAUCAACAAAAAAUUGUGACAAACACUGUGUUGAAAUCUUUGAUAAGGACUCUGAAGUUUUGCUCGACCGGAAAGAAGUUAAAAGUCUCAUGCAAGCAUGCAAAUUUGAUGUUGAUGUGCUAAGGGAUAUCUAUCUUGGUAGAGAGUACAAAUUCAAAGUCACUGCAUAUUAUAAAGAUCAAGAAAAUCCAUCCAGCAAGAAGAAAUUAUUUGCUGGUGAUGAAAAUGGCCCCCAAGAAGUGAAAGCAAAACUUAUUGAAAACACAAAUGAUGUUGAAUUGACAUGGAAGAAACCAAGGGGCAGUUCAUGGGGUUCAAUUAAAAUAAUAUACAUUGUAGUAGUGUUACAGAAGAAUAAAGUUUUCAAAGGUUACAAAACUACAAACACAAAAUGCAAAAUUGAUGGUUUGAAACCGGGAACAUCUUGCACAUUCCACGUUGCAGCAAUAGACUCGAAUGGGAAAACAAGUCUGUGGAUUGUAUCCAAUUUAUUAAAGAAAAAAUCAGGUGCUGUUAAUUUCUAUGUCCAGCGAAGAUCAGAAAAUCCUGCUACUACAAUUUUUUGCACUUGGAAACCUCCACCAGAAGCAAAAGGGUAUAAACUCCGAUAUCGACAAGGAACAGACUCCUUUAUCAAGUGUUUGGGAAAAGAUUGCACAGAGUAUGUUAUCCGGAAUCUUUUGCCAAACACUGAGUACACAGUUGCUAUUAAAGCUGAUGAAGAUGGCUAUGGUCCUUACACAACCCCGGAAACUAUUACAACAGGUGUUGGACAAGUUAGCAAAGCUUGGUUAGAACUGGACAAAGACAAGUUGGAUUCUGUGGUCGUUAAGUACAAUGAAGCAUUGAAUGCCACAUCUCACCUCAUUGAGCUACGGGAUUCCAGUGCAGACGACCAACCACGGGUUCACACAGACGAUGGUUUAUUCACAGAUAUGAAGAAUAAUUGUAGUUACUAUGCAAUAGUGACACCAAUGUAUGGGAGGGAGAAAGGAAAAGAAACACAAACAGAAGAAAUUCUAACAGCACCCAAAGCUCCUCUCAUAAUACAAAGCCAUCUGACACCUGAUGGAGAACACCCAAGUUCAGUUUUCCAUCUCUCCUGGAAGUCCCAACCAAAUUGCUAUGGAGAAGAAGUAAAAAUUUCAUGCUUGGACUUCAAUGAUGAACCACAAAUACUGAGAUAUGAAAGAGAAAGCAAUGAAGAUGGAAAAUGCUUUCUUACAUAUCGAUGUAGCAGAUCUGGUUGUAAAUAUGAAGUGCAAAUGAGAACACGAAAUUGUGGGGGGUUUAGUGAAUGGUCAAAGCCAUUUACGUAUACUACAGUGCCGGACAAAAUUGCAAACAUCAAUUUGGAAAUUGGAAAAGACCAAAUAACUGCUAAAUGGAAAGAAGCGAUCAAUGAAGAUAACUAUAAAAUAACUUUGUAUAAAGGCAAUCCAGAAGGUGAAAUAACGAAGGUACUUGAAAAGGAAACGUCUGGGCAAUGCUAUUCUUUCCCAGUUCAAGUGGAAUUCGGAACUCCGUAUUCAUGCGAAGUAAUUCCAUGCAAUAAAACUGGUGAAGGAGAAAAGACUUGUUCCAACACUGAGCUAUCUCCUCUUCUACCACCUCAAGAUCUGACCAUCGAGGAUACGAAUGGUAGAAUUUCCUUCAGCUGGACAAACUCAAAUGGAAUGUCAUCAGCUAAAAUUGAACUCACCGAUUUUGAGAAGUUCAAGGUCACAGAAAUAACGAAGCAGAAUUUCUGGAACUCUGAUAUUCUUUAUGAUGGAACUUCUUAUAAAUUCAAAGUGUGGGCGAGCAAUGGAGGCCAUCUCAGCAAGCAAUAUGCACACGCAACUUUCGCAACGGCUCCUUCUGAUGUCAUUGUCAAAGAAAAUGAAGAAAAUCCAGAAACAAGCUUGGAUGUCACAGUUAUUUCAAGACAUGGUGGGCCCUUUAUUUUGACCAUUAAUGACGACAAAAAAAUGACCAUCAGGAGCCGGCAUGCUGUGAUCGAAGAUUGUCAACCCGCAACAAAAUAUGUGAUUGGUGCUCAAUCUGUGUUUGACAAAAACAAAAAGACAUCAAUUACAUUUGGGAUACCAGUAACAACAAAAAAAAAAGUCUUUUCAAAGUUCCUUGAUAGAGCAAAAAGCUAUGUAUCUGGACCACGAACCGUCUCAGUCGUAUCUGGUGACAACACAUCUGCUACCUUUAAUGACAGCACAAUCCACAUGAAAACGGGGGACAAAACAUAUCAUAUGCACAGUGAAAAUGAUUUUAAAUGUCAAAGAUUGAGAGUUGUGCAAUCUGAGUUCCCAUCAGACAAAUUUAUUUCGCGUGCAAAAUUAGAUUGGGAUCUUCCAAAAGCUAAAAAGGAUGUGAAGAAAAUUCAUGUGGUAAUCAGUAACAGUUCAGGACAAGUUUGUCGCUCUCCAUACUUACCCAAAGGUUCAAAUGAAUGGGAAAUAUAUAACGGGAAGCUCGUGUGUGGUAAAAAAUACCACGCAGCAAUAUAUUGUACCGAUGUUGACGAAAAAGGGGGCGAGUUUCCCCACAUUUUAGGACAAGAGGAAUUCUAUACACGACCAGCAAAACCCAAAGAUUUGAGAAUCACGAGUGAUUCCGGUUCUUUCACUUUAAAAUGGUCAACGUCAACGGGCAACUGUGACCACCACCAUGUUGAAAUCUUUGAUAAGGACUCUGAAAAAUUGCUUGACCGGAAAGAAGUAAAAGGUCUUGUGCAAGAAUGCAAGUUUAAUGUUGAUGUGCAGAGGGAUAUCUAUCUUGGUAGAGAGUACAAGUUCAAAGUUACUGCAUAUUAUAAGGAUCAAGAAAAUCCUUCCAACAAGGAGAAAUUAUUUGUUGAUGCGCCUUCAAAUUCAGACAAAAACAUCUUCUCCAAAUUGUAUGAUAGAGUGAAAAGUUAUUUGUCUGGACCACAAACAGGCCUUGCUGUAGCUGGGGACAACGCAUUCGCUGACUCUUUCACAAAUCUCAUGGAAAUGGGAAACAAGACAUAUAAUGAAGAUGAUUUCAAAUGCCAAAGUUUAAAAGUUCUCCAAUCGGAGAUCCAGACAGGCGAAUUUGUAUCCGAUGCAAAAUUAACCUGGGAUCUUCCGAAAGAUAAUAAAGCUCUCAAGAAUAUCCAAGUGAUAAUCAGUAAUGGGGUAGGCCCAGUUUGUCGCUCCUCAUGCCUGUCUAUAGAUUCCAAGGAAUGGGAAAUCGAGAAUGGAAAGCUUGAAUAUGGUGAAAGAUACCAGGCUACUGUUUAUUUUACCUACGCUGAUGGACAAGGAGAAUUACUACACUCUUCUGGAAUAGAAUUUGUUACAUGUUCAAACCAACCAGAGGCAGUGACUUGCACUACGAACAAAGACGAUUCUAAACAGUACUUGGACCCUGAAUGAUUGCGAAAUAACAAUCGCAACCAAUGACAAAAGUCUAACUAUAAUCAAGUUGUAAGCCUGUUGCGCAUAAUCUCUCUGCCUUUUGCACAUAACCAUCUCCGUAUGGGUUUUGGACCUACGAACCGACGUAGGGUAAUCUUAGAUGCAGUGGCGAAUGUAUACAACGCUUAGCAUGAUUCGCCACACCGCCGAGACAGUUUUUGCUUCAGUUAUGCACCCCCCUCUCUUCAAAAAUUUUCCAAUGUAAAUACGAAAGAACCUCAUACAAUAGGGGUUUUCCAAACUGAGGCAGUGGUCCUUUCACUCCAUUCCUAUAAGAGAUUUUUAUUUAGUGUGUGUUGGUGCAUGAUGUAAAUAUAACCGAUAAACAAUUAUCACUGGACACCAGUGAAGGAGAUUCUAUAAAACUAUUUGUGUCAAACUUUUUAGCUCUGUAACAUUUCAUUCACAUUGUUCAUUCAUGAAUUAGUUAUGCAUUUAUAUCGCAAAUUUACUGUUUUGUGUUAUUUGUAUGUAUUUUCAUAAUUAGGGUGUGUAUUAGGGUUUUGCUACUAAGCCAUAUCUUGUUAGACUAUGAUCUUUCUAAGCUCAAAAAUAUACUUGCUACUGCGGAUCCAUGUGUUUCAGUUGUCACAAGGAAAGAGAUUAUGUUAUUCUUAUUUAUGUUUAUAAUUAGGCUGUCUAUUGCCCAUUAUUAAAGUAGAAGCAUGGCCUUAUGUCAUUUUACUCGGUCGGGCCGAAUGAUUGGUAAUUUUGCAUAAUACCCUACAGAGGUCCAUAUUUUGAAGAGAAGCAGUGACUUGACUGGUUUUAAUUUUCAACUAUAUCGACCAAUCACAAGCACAAAGAAUUCGACUUUUUAUAUUUAUCGUAAGAAAUGAGAAUGUAGAUAGGACUGCAAAACCAUAUAAUGGAGUUUUGGUAACAUUCCAGUUUAUUUUUAACAAAAAUUGGUCAACUGUCAAUUGCUUCAAACUGUCAUCGAAUUUAUCUUUUUCUGCAGAUUGUCAGCAAGUUUACUUUUUGUUCGACUUUUACCUUUCACAAGUAAUUCAUCACAGGUAAAUUAAUUACUGUUAAAACAAUAAAGAUCAGAUGUUGAAUGUUUUUAUUCUUUUUUUGCAUCGUUUAUAAAAUUUAAUUCCCUUUAUAGCAUAUUUUUGGGCGCUCCAAAUGUGUGUGCACCAACAUGGAGGUAACUAAUUUUGUUCGCCUACUUUACAUCAAGUUGUGUCAAAAGGACUAAAACCUAAGGUUUUUUUUUCUCGUAUAAUAUAAAUAUCAUAUUGAUAAAUCAGAGGGGGAGCUUGUUUUUUUUCGACUUGUAUAUGUUCUAAAGAAAAACUGAUUUUUGAGAUGCUCCCUUUAUCUUAAUUAAUAUGCCAGAUGUAAUUUUUCAAUAUGUGAUAUGUGAUAUACAGGGUUAAAAUAGCCCGCGAUUGCCCGAUGUUAGGCAGUCAAAUGUUUGCUAUGUUUAUUUUAAUAUGUCAAAUGUUGUUAACUCCUUAGUUUUGAACACUCUUUGAAGUUUGAGGAAUUUCUUACCGAUUUUACAUCCUUUUGAUACGCGAAAACAAAGUGUGUUUUGUGUGUUUGUCAUAUUCCAUAACUUUCUUGGUAAUGAUUCCUCAUAUUAUUCGUAUGUCGCUUUCAAUCCAGAAUAAUAGUCAAAGUCAAGUUUUUUUUUUAUUCAGUAAAAAAUUACAUAUGAAAUUGACAAAAACUAAAAUUGAACACACGUUUUUACUGGAGAAGGGAAGCCACGGGAAACCAAGAUCCGUUAUCAAGCAAUGACACCCAAGCUCCAAUAUCUAAUUAAAAUUCCAACGUCGGAAAUUAAGUUUUUAGAACACUGGUAUUAUAGGUUAAUACGGCUUUAGCAGCUGAACCACUAAUAGCUCCCUCUAUACAUGAAGGGUAUAAAUGCUACAUGGCCAAUCUCUAAUCGAACUCGCCAGAUGAAGGGAUUCCCCGGCUGUCCCGGUGCUAAAGUGUUUUUUUUCCUCCACACAAGAUGGCGACACCUACAAAGAAAAAUAAAUAUAAACACACGACCUGACGGUUAGAUCAUUGGAAUUCUAUAUCGUUUAUAAUUUUGUUUCUCCCGGUGUCAUUGUUCUGAGUAACAGAUAAAUUCUUUUCAAUGAUUGAAUUAUCGUAAUAUAAAAUACAUUAUUAUAAACAGUGUUCCAUCUAAAAACAUUUUACACUGCGCAAUUCUUUG